GGUGGACAUCCCUGAUCUACAGGGACAAAGACAUCCUGAGACAGAAAGUAGUGCUGCAGGUCAAAGAACCGUUUCCAUCCUGGGCCACAGCUCUCCUGGUUUUUCUGCUUCUUGUUCUGGUUGUUUCUGCGGUUCUUUUAUUUAAUUUCUGGCAUCAUAUCAUGUCAUUCAUUCCGGUGGUGGUGGAGGGGGCGGAGUCUGUCCAGCUGCCCUUCAAAACCACAAAAAACCUGCCUGAAGAUGUUAAAGUGUUGUGGGAACGUUAUGACCCCAGAAUGAAGGCCCAUGUGUAUCACAACGGCUCGGACCUGACUGAAGAACAGAGCGAGGUUUACAGAGGCCGGACGAGGAUGAAGGGAGACCCACUGAGAACUGGAGACCUCAGUGUGACUGUGGAACAGCCCACAGCGAGAGAUGGUGGGGAGUACAAGUGUUUGGUCUGGAGGAGGGGAGACUUCAUCAGAAAGAAAACCGUGAGGCUCAGAGUCAAAGGGAGAGUUCAGGUCCAGGAUGAAACUGCUGAUGAGCAGCUCUGACAUGAACCAUCACUCCUCCACGUCCAGCACUGUGGUGAAAGCUUUGGAUUGUAAACAGCCUUUCAGUCACGUAUCAGCUUCCUGUCACACACGAGGACUUCCUGUUAAGGUCAAAAGUUCAUCUAUCAGCAGCUUGUGCAUCAUAAAACUCCCCACGAGUGUUUCAGAGGAUGAUGAUUCUCGAUGGUGGUCUUUUCAGAUCUCAGUGUUUGGGCCUAAAAUCACAGGUAUGACACAUAAUGAUGGACAGCAGCACCACUGCAGUAUCAGCGGUGCUGGUUAUUCAUGUGUGUACUUUAAAGGAAGGAAUGAGGAGCAGCAUGAGAGUAAGCUCCAUGUGUGCACUUUCAGAGAGGAUGUGGCUUCAUCAGAUGCACAAAUCAGCAGUUGCACAUAAGCUUUAUUAGCAGAGCCUGUCGCUGGGCUUUCCUCUCUAUUUAAACUUGAAUCAGUCUUUUGCAAUAACUUGAACAUGUUGGUGCUCACAGUCAGAGCCCUGCGUAUAUCAGUGAGUUACUGCAACCAUACGUAACGUCUGGCUCUCUGAGGUCAGCUGAUCAGUGCUUGUUGGCUGUCAAAGCUGUGGAUCCAAUGAAGAAUAUACUGAUGAUGGGAUUUCUAUUUAUUAUAAAGUGAUAAAGCUUUAUUACAUUUAAUAAAAGCAUGUGAAGAGUGAAAGGAUGGAGGAACAGAGGAAGUGUUGCAGUCUGUUUACAUAUUUAGGGACAACAAUCGUGCCAAUGACAGAAUAUGUUUCUAAUUAUGGAAGAAAUCUCUAUUAAUAAUAGAUGGUGCACGCCUGAUUCACUGACUGUUGCAAUCACUGUUUUCAUGUAUCAAUAUGGAUUUAUUAAUACGGUUAUUUUAUCCUUUUUUUUAAAUAUAUGUUGCAAAAACAUAAAAUUAAGUCAGUUGACCUUUUUUCUUUACAUCUGUUACACGGGGUGAGUGUUCCCACUUUAAAGCUUGCAAAACUCCUCUUGUCUUUGUGUUCUUACAGGACAUAAUGACACAAUAAAUAAUUUCUG
Pelmatolapia mariae (spotted tilapia) is the source of this 1564-nucleotide messenger RNA. RefSeq names its product butyrophilin-like protein 10. The coding region runs from base 162 to 536 and encodes 124 amino acids. Gene Ontology annotation, biological process: T cell receptor signaling pathway; regulation of cytokine production. The transcript is spliced from 4 exons. The record is from RefSeq and is a predicted model, not a curated record. Gene Ontology annotation, cellular component: external side of plasma membrane. Gene Ontology annotation, molecular function: signaling receptor binding. Lineage: Eukaryota; Metazoa; Chordata; Actinopteri; Cichliformes; Cichlidae.